Molecule: messenger RNA, 1046 nt
Organism: Pyrus x bretschneideri (Chinese white pear)
Lineage: Eukaryota; Viridiplantae; Streptophyta; Magnoliopsida; Rosales; Rosaceae
Exons: 2
Coding region: 118-813 (231 amino acids)
Cellular component (GO): chloroplast thylakoid membrane
Source: RefSeq, a predicted model, not a curated record
GAUUACAGACCAUCCGGUUAUCCACACCAUUUGCUCGCACCACGACGCAGACAGUAGACAGUAAACUACUAGCUCUCUUUCGCUCUCCAAAUGGUUGGGCCGUAGACGACCGUAAAAAUGGCUGUUUCAUUCCACUCGGUGCCGGGCUUCAAUUCCACGUUACAGGCCAAGUACCAGAAUGUGUCAAAAGGUUCUGUUGGAGCUUCUAUACCAGCGGCCACCACCCAAUUCACAUCCUUCUUUGGAGCAUUUGGACAAAGGAGGAAUGUAAGCGAAAAACGAUGGGGUUUAUGUCUCUCAGUUGCUGAUAGCAAUCAGCUCACCACAGACACUGGUGACAAGGCUUCUGAAACUACUGCAAGUUCUCCUGAUGACCGAUUACCACCUGUUGAUUCAACAUCUUCGCCUCGGUUCCAAACUAGCGUCCUUGAUAAGUCCGGAUCUCAAACUUCUGACGUUCAACCCAAGUCAAAAAGAUCGCCGCUAACAGCAAGGGAGAGAUUGAGGGCGGCAAAGGUUCUUAGUCGUUACACAGACUCAAAGCCGUUUAAAAAAUCAGCUAGGGGCAAGAAUGUAUUAGAUGCUCUUAGAGACAGCGAGCGUGGGAAGAAAAGGUCCGGACUUCCAGAGGCCCCUACAAACAUUUUUGACGACAGUAAGCGAGGAAUGCCAAAGCAGGGCCUAACUUGGGAUUUUCCGGGGGGCAAUGAUCUGUUUCUAAUUCUCUUUUCAUUUGUAUUUAUCAGCACGGUGAUGUUCGCUACAACGUACGUGGUUUGGAAACUUGGUGCCAUCCAUUUCAAUGAAAAUUGAGAUGCACUGCGGUUGGCAUCCCGGGGUUUUGCACCAGCCACCUUGAUGCUUCUGUGUACUCAAGUUCUCAUCUUGCACAGGACUAGGGUUUGAAACCAUUGUAGGCAAGAUGUACAGUACAAAGAUUUGCAGGGUCAAUAUUUGUAUCAUCAGUAUUCAACAUUUACUGCAAGUAUACUUUUGUAGCUUCAUUGGAGAGAAACAUAUGGUAAAAGCUAUUCAGUUCCUUUGAA